This is a messenger RNA of Engraulis encrasicolus (European anchovy), 2851 nucleotides long. RefSeq names its product leucine-rich repeat neuronal protein 3. Gene Ontology annotation, molecular function: protein binding. Gene Ontology annotation, cellular component: extracellular matrix. NCBI's taxonomy places the organism in Eukaryota, Metazoa, Chordata, Actinopteri, Clupeiformes, Engraulidae. The record is from RefSeq and is a predicted model, not a curated record. The coding region runs from base 5 to 2305 and encodes 766 amino acids. The transcript has 4 exons.
CAAUAUGAAGGAGGUGUGGGUUGUGGAUUGUGUGUUCGUCUUGGGGCUCGCUCUAGCGGCCUCUGUUCCAGCCUCCGUAAUUGCCUCCCCGUCCUCCUCCCCCUCCUCCUCCUCCUCCCCCUCCUCCUCUUCCUCCUCCGCGAGGCUGGACUGCCCCAGCCCUUGUGUGUGUGAAAUCCGCCCCUGGUUCUCCCCCAACUCCGUCUACAUGGAGGCCCCCACGGUGGACUGUAACGACCUGGGGCUUUUCGAGGUACCCGACAGGCUUCCCUCAGACACGCAGGUGGUGCUGCUGCAGACCAACAACAUUGCCAAGAUACAGCAGCCACUGGAUUACCUGGCGAACGUCACGGAGAUUGACCUGUCACAGAACAACCUGACGUCCCUGUCCGACGUGAACCUGGGCCAGCUGAGCCAGCUCCUCUCGCUGCAUCUGGAGGAGAAUUGGAUACCCUCGUUGCCUAACCAUGCACUCUCACACCUUCUCAGCCUGCAGGAGCUGUACCUGAACCACAACCUCAUCUCCUCCAUCUCCCCGGCGGCUUUUGCGGGUCUCCGAAGCCUCUUGCGGCUCCACCUUAACUCCAACCGCCUCCAGGCCAUCAGCAGCGAGUGGUUCGAGCACACCCCGAGCCUGGAGAUCCUCAUGAUCGGGGAGAACCCUGCGGUCAUCACCAUCCCCGACUUCACCUUCCGCCCGCUGGGCAGCCUGCGGAGCCUCGUGCUGACCCGGAUGAACCUGUCGCAGCUGUCUGUUGAUGCUUUGUCGGGCCUGGGCAACCUGGAAAGCAUCUCGUUCUAUGACAACGCAUUCCCAGAGGUUCCGCACAGGGCCCUGCGGCACCUCAGCAAUCUCAAGUUCCUGGAUCUGAACAAGAACCCGAUCGGACGGUUACAGAGGGGAGACUUUGUGGAUAUGCCACACCUGAAGGAGUUGGGCAUAAACAGCAUGCCUGAGCUGGUGUCUAUCGACGGCUAUGCCCUGGAUAACCUGCCAGAACUCACCAAGAUCGAGGCUACCAACAACCCCAAGCUGUCCUACAUCCACCCCAUGGCCUUCCACCGCUUACCGCGCUUGGAGACACUCAUGCUCAAUGGAAAUGCUUUGAGCGCCCUGCACCGUGUCACUGUUGAGUCGUUGCCAAACUUGCGGGAAGUCAGCAUGCACUCAAACCCGAUCCGCUGUGACUGCGUGGUGCGCUGGAUGAGCAUGAACCGGACCCGUGUGCGAUUCAUGGAACCGGACUCGCUGUACUGCACGGAGCCGCCUGAGUACGAGGGCCAGCGGGUUCGCCAGGUCCAUUUCCGCGAGAUGAUGGAGAUCUGCCUACCGCUCAUCUCACCCGAGAGCUUGCCGUCGAGACUCAGCAUCGCCAACGGGAGCGCCGUGUCGCUGCACUGUCGCGCCUUCGCCGAACCGGAGCCCGAGAUCUACUGGAUCACGCCGUCCGGCGUCCGUGUGCUCCCCAACUCAGUGUCGGAGAAGUACUACAUGCACCCCGAGGGGACGUUCGACAUCUAUGACAUCACCGAGAAGGAGGCCGGGCUGUAUACGUGCGUGGCGCACAACCUCAUAGGGGCCGACCUAAAGUCGGUGUCUGUGGAGGUAAAUGGAUAUUUCCCUCACGUGGAAAACGACUCGCUGAAUGUGGAUGUUAAGGCUGUGGAGUCCAACUCGGUUCUGGUGGCAUGGAAGGCGAGCCACGGCAGCCUGGCGCCCAACAUUAAAUGGUUCACCGUGUCUGGUGCCAAAAACCCGACCGUGGCAUUCACUGCGCGCGUCCCCUCCGAUGUCAAGGCGUACAACCUCACACACCUGUCACCGGCCACCCAGUACAAAGUGUGCGUGGAUGUCCCCAACAUACUCCACAAGCAGAGCUCCAGGUGCGUCAACGUCACGACGAAGGCAGUUGACCCGGCGAUGGCUGCCGCCAUGACGUCAUCCGUAUCAGCGGCCAUUUUGGCCAAGGAGCGUUGGGAGGGCGCAGUGAUCAACGUGUUUGCCGCUUUCCUUACUCUCGUCUCCAUCGCCAGCCUGUUCAUCUACGUGUCACUGCGCAACCAGCAGUUCUUCGGAGGGGACCUGCGGAAGUGUCACAGCGGUUCUAUGCCACACACAAACCUGGGACCCCCACCACAAUCAACUAAAGCACCCCUGCCAACGUCCAUGCCAACUCUCCUCCCACCACCCCAGGAAGCAGCACUUCAGUCCCCCUUCACCCGACUCUGGCUUGUGGGCAAGGGCAUGCCUGCCGCCGAAGAGGUCAGAGCUACAGUGGUCGACGUGUCAGACAACGCUUUCUAAAAAAAGAAAACAAACAAACAAACUAACAACAAAAAAACUUUCCGAAGAGAACAAACAAACAGAAAGGUGAUGUCGUUGUGUUGCUAUUACAAACAAACUUUCUCUCACACACAGCCACAGCCAAAAGGACAAGUCACUGAAGGACGAAGAGCAGCAGCUUAAUCGCUGUAAACUAUGCUCUGAAACAAACAAACAAACAAACAAACAAACAGACAAACAAAUGUCCCCUGUGUUUUUUUUGUGUCUUUGCAAACUUGACAUGAAAAAUGUGUUGCAACUGUACGCUUACCAUGAGCACUAUGAUUGGUGACAAGGAUGAAAUAACAAAGUAAGGGACGUAAAGCAGCAGUGGACACGUUGACCUCUGCUGUGGUGACCCCUUAUCCUUCAACCUUGGAACUCAGUCUAGGGGUCAAAAGAUGAAAAGAUCAAUGGGGUGUGACUUCACUGUUGCCUCCCAGACAAAAGUAAGAAGGGAGGCCAUUUUGACAAACCACAGGAAGUAGACUGUGUGUCUCUCUCUCUGUCGGACAGUAUCUCUCUUGG